UAGAGAGCAAGCACAUAUAAAAAUCUCCAAGGUAUCUUGAUUUGCUCGGCAGCUCACCAAUGAAGGUUAGCUCUCCAAGGGACUCGUAGAUACAUUUAUUGAAGACCUGGAGCCUGUUUCUGAGAGCCAAUGCAAAAGGAUCCUAAACUGUGAACCUUGAAGACAGCAGCUUGGGCAUACUUUGACAUUCCAAAGAAGAACUGACCAUCAUAAGAAGGAAUAUUUGUGAAGAGUACUGCAGUUCCAGAAAGAGGCACCAAGCAAACAUUCCUAGAGAAACAUGGAUGGAGCUGGAAAUUUGACAGUAUCUUCUUCCAGUAAUAACACGUGCCAUGACACUAUUGAUGACUUCCGCAAUCAAGUGUAUUCCACCUUAUACUCUAUGAUCUCUGUUGUGGGUUUCUUUGGCAAUGGCUUUGUGCUCUACGUCCUCAUAAAAACAUAUCAUGAGAAAUCAGCCUUUCAAGUAUAUAUGAUUAACUUAGCUGUAGCAGAUCUCCUGUGUGUGUGCACAUUGCCUCUCCGUGUGGUCUAUUAUGUUCACAAAGGCAUUUGGCUCUUCGGAGACUUUUUGUGCCGCCUCAGCACCUAUGCCCUAUAUGUUAACCUCUACUGUAGCAUCUUCUUUAUGACAGCCAUGAGCUUUUUCCGAUGUGUUGCAAUUGUUUUCCCAGUCCAAAACAUUAAUUUGGUUACACAGAAAAAAGCCAGGUUUGUGUGUGUUGGCAUUUGGAUUUUUGUUAUUUUGACUAGUUCUCCAUUUUUAAUGGCCAAAUCUUACAAAGAUGAAAAAAACAACACAAAGUGUUUUGAGCCUCCUCAGGACAAUCAGGCCAAAAAUCAUGUUUUGAUUUUGCAUUAUGUGUCAUUAUUCAUUGGCUUCAUCAUCCCUUUUGUUAUUAUAAUUGUCUGCUACACGAUGAUCAUUUUGACCUUACUAAAAAAUUCUAUGAAGAAAAAUUUGUCAAGUCGUAAAAAGGCUAUAGGAAUGAUCAUAGUUGUGACAGCUGCCUUUUUAAUCAGCUUCAUGCCAUAUCAUAUUCAACGCACAAUCCACCUUCAUUUUUUACACAAUGAAACUAAACCUUGUGAUUCUGUCCUUCGAAUGCAGAAGUCAGUGGUCGUAACCUUGUCUCUAGCUGCAUCAAAUUGUUGCUUUGACCCUCUUCUAUAUUUCUUUUCAGGGGGGAACUUUAGGAGAAGGCUCUCUACAUUUAGAAAACAUUCUUUGUCCAGCAUGACUUAUGUACCCAAGAAGAAGGCCUCCUUUCCAGAAAAAGGAGAAGAAAUAUGUAAAGAAGAAUUUAAACCCAUAUCCAGUGUAAACCAAUGAAGAGUUUCCCAAACAUUUUCUAAAAUCAUUUACAAUAAAAAUAAAAAUUUCCAUUAACAAUUU
Urocitellus parryii (Arctic ground squirrel) is the source of this 1396-nucleotide messenger RNA. RefSeq names its product cysteinyl leukotriene receptor 1 (gene Cysltr1). Gene Ontology annotation, molecular function: leukotriene receptor activity. Gene Ontology annotation, cellular component: plasma membrane. Gene Ontology annotation, biological process: G protein-coupled receptor signaling pathway. The record is from RefSeq and is a predicted model, not a curated record. NCBI's taxonomy places the organism in Eukaryota, Metazoa, Chordata, Mammalia, Rodentia, Sciuridae.